This is a messenger RNA of Arachis ipaensis, 3185 nucleotides long. RefSeq names its product pentatricopeptide repeat-containing protein At5g39350-like. Gene Ontology annotation, molecular function: RNA binding; protein binding. NCBI's taxonomy places the organism in Eukaryota, Viridiplantae, Streptophyta, Magnoliopsida, Fabales, Fabaceae. Gene Ontology annotation, biological process: RNA modification. The record is from RefSeq and is a predicted model, not a curated record.
GUUUUGGACUUAUUUCUCUUCGGGCCCAAAAGCCCGUGCCUACCUUAAUGAAGCCCAAAUGGCUAAACCCUAGAGCCCAACAUCCAACCGCGGCUGCUACCUAUGCUCCUUCCCGUCGCGUUUGCCGUCUGGUGGUGCUCCGCCAUUCGCCUCUUCUCCUACUCCGUCUUUCACCGUCGUUCUGCUUUUCCCGUAUCUCCUCCAUUAGUCGUCGGUGGUGCUUCGUCUUCGCCUCUACUUCUUCUCCGCCGUGCCUUCUCCUUCCUUUCUCCCCUUCAGAUUCAGCUGCAUAACAGCAUAACUACGAUAACUGCUUCGGUACUGAUUUCUCUAAAAUAUGACAUGAUCCAAUCAACAAAUUCUCCAAACAGGGUGCAUUAAUAGAACAUUUAAGUAGUGUAAUCAUCAAAAUGCAAACUUUGUAGAAUUUUCGGAAGUAGUUUUCUAUUGUUGCAACUUCUCAAACACGGUCAACACAGACCUUGAAGUUCUAUCCAAGCUUGCUAGCACUACAACAAUAAGUGCACCAUGGUUGAGAGCUAUAUUAAAAGAAUAGAAUCGAUAUAUUUCAAAGUAAGAAGCUUAGUAUGCAAGACUUAAAUGGAAUGGAUCUAGCCUAGUCAAAUGGUAUGCACUAUGCACCCAUUUCUCCUUCGCAACUGAGAGGAGAACGCCUAUGAAUUGAAGCCAUUUGGAAGAUAAAAAGGGGGUCAAAUGUCAGCCAAUGAAAUUGGCCAAGUGUUCACUCCUGUUCUGUUUGUGUUAGACCUUAGGCGUGUUAGGAAGAGAAAUAGAAGAUUCAAAUGAGAAUUUAGAACCUAUUUCAACAGCAACGCUCCAUAUUAAUGAGGGUAUGGCCACUACGCUCACAAAGAGCAUUUUCAUUCUUACCAUCUCCACCAACACAAACCUCAAUCACAUUACAAGCAUGCUCAUCUUCCAAAUCUCUCACCAAAGCAAAACAGAUUCACCAGCAAAUCAUCAUCAAUGGCACACACCGCAACCCUUUCUUUGCGACGAAACUAAUCCAGCUUUACAUUGAUUGCGAUGACAUAUCUUCUGCAUUGUUCUUGCUCCAUCACCUGCACCCACCUAAUGUGUUCGCCUUCACCUCCAUCUUGCGGUUCUACUCCAGACAUGGGCAAAUGCGCCAAUGCAUAAGAACCUAUGUUGAUUUGAGGGUAAUGGGUGUUGUCCCAGAUGGUUACGUGUUUCCCAAGGUUUUAAAGGCAUGUGCUCAAUCUCGGUGGUUUGAAACCGGUGUUGCAGUGCACAAGGAUGUCAUCAUUUUCGGGUCAGAGUCCAACUUGCAAGCUCGCAAUGCUGUGCUGGAUAUGUACUCAAAAUGCGCAGACGUUCAGAGUGCUCAAAAGGUGUUCAAUGAAAUGUCUGAACGAGAUGUUUUUUCAUGGAAUUCAAUGAUGUCUGGGUAUGUGUCUAAUGGGUUGUUCGAGGAGGCUGUGCGACUGUUGGGAUUGAUGAGAGCAAGUGGGGAUUGCGAACCGGAUGUUGUGACAUGGAACACUAUGAUGGAUGCUUAUUGUAAGAUGGGGCUUUGCAGUGAGGCCUUAAGGGUCUUUCAUCAAAUUAAGGAUCCUAAUGUUAUUUCAUGGACAACAUUAAUUUCAGGUUAUGCUGGUGUUGGGAGACAUGAUCUUGCAUUGGGAACUUUUAGGGAUAUGGUUAAUUUUGGGAUGGUUUUGCCUGAUGUGGAUUCUCUUUCUGGUAUCCUUGUAUCAUGCAGGUUUUUGGGGUCCUUAACUAGUGGGAAUGAAGUGCACUGUUAUGGUGUCAAAGUCAUUUCCGGGGAUGCGUUUUACAAGUCUGCUGGUGCUGCUUUAUUGACUUUAUAUGCCAAUUGUGGAAGGCUAAAUGAUGCUGAAAAUGUAUUUGAUAGAAUGGACAAAUCUGAUGUUGUUACUUGGAAUGCCAUGAUUUAUGGGCUCAUUGAUAUGGGGCUAGCAAACGAGGCAGUUCAAUGUUUCAAGGAAAUGCAAGCAAGCAAUGUAAAAGUUGAUCAGACAACUGUAUCUACUCUAUUGCUUGCGUGUGACUUGAGACGUGGAAAAGAGAUGCACGCAUAUGUCUUAAAACACCGUUACAAUUGGGUAAUUCCUGUUUGUAAUGCACUAAUUCAUACAUACUCGAAAUGUGGAUGCAUUGCAUAUGCAUAUUCUGUGUUUUCCACCAUGGCUGUGAGGGACUUGGUUUCAUGGAACACAAUUAUCAGCGGAUUUGGAAUGCAUGGCCUUGGCCAAACUGUUCUAAAGCUUUUGCAAGAAAUGAGGGAUGCAGGCAUUAGCCCGGAUUCGGUAACAUUUUCAUCUGCCCUCUCGGCUUGCAGUCAUUCAGGACUUGUGAAUGAAGGGAUUGAACUCUUCUACAGAAUGAUAGAGGAAUUCAGCUUAAACCCAGCAAAGGAACACUUCUCUUGUGUUGUUGACAUGCUAGCUCGCGCUGGCAGGCUUGAAGAUGCUUUUCAUUUCAUUAACAAGAUGCCACUGGAACCAGAUAAACAUGUUUGGGGAGCUUUACUUGCAGCAUGCCAAGAGCACCAAAAUGUUAGCGUUGGCAAACUGGCUGCUGAAAAAUUGAUUGAUUUAGAACCUCAAGAAGCUGGUCAUUAUGUGACAUUGUCCAAUAUAUAUUCANGAAGCUAUCAGGACAUAGUUUAGUUGGCACUCAAAGUUAGUGAUGAAGACGACUCAAUCAAAUAAAAAUUUUGAUCUUUCAUCAGAAAAGCAUUACAAAGCAUUACAACGUAGUUUUCAGUUGUUCGCUAAGAAAAUGUUGUAAGGAGCAUUUAGGUGUUGGAUGAUGAAAAUUACACCCCUAAUUUUUUCAUUGCCACUUUGGAGUAAAACAACACAGAAUUGGAUAAGUGCAGGAUCUAUAACAUUGUGGAGGUCCAGACAGCUUGAUCGAUGGUAGCUGAGUUGCGUUUAAAUUGAUCAAAUAAUUAUUUACGCUGACAAAUGCUGUUGAUAUCUCAUGCCUUUUGUAUGUAUCAUUCUUGUAGUAGGAAUUUUGGAAUACCUGUAUAACAACCCCUUUUUGAGUUAUAGAAAUCACCAGCUGUUAGGAGCUUAUGGACCUGCAUUCAAAUAAAUUGUAGCUUCUUAUUUUCUUUUAUUGUAAUAGAAAGUUUAGCCUAUGGCCGCUAAAGCUUUACUUCUGCUUCUAAA